Molecule: messenger RNA, 1310 nt
Organism: Durusdinium trenchii
Lineage: Eukaryota; Dinophyceae; Suessiales; Symbiodiniaceae
Source: the annotation of a GenBank genome assembly
CUAGUUUUGCGGGUAAAUCGCUACACACACCAAACGUUGCGUUCGGUGUAUAGGGUCGGGUACAUGGCUAUGGGUGCUAUAGGAUGCGAUAGUAGGGCAAACCCAGCAGUUUGGAGCAAGCUUCCUUUGGCAACCACUGUGCUGGGGCUACAAGUAUUCGUUUAGCAGUCACAUGGGUGCGUAGAAGUUGGGCAAUGAGCUAAAGUAGUGAAUUGGUCACCUCUUCUCACAUGGCCGCACACGCACGAGCAAAUGGACACACAGCGGUGGUUUGCUGAAGACAUCGCCCGGGGAACCCUCGACAGAGUUUUGGCUCAUCAAGAGAACUUCUCCCUGGUGAAUCUAGCACAGGCUCAACAUGGCCGCCGAGACCCCCGCCACUGAGACUUUGAAGAUCAGUGAUGGAACCACCAUGCAGAUCGCCCGAUUGCCCGAUAUCGAUGAGGGCACUUGGGCAGAGGUGAAAGCGUAUGUGGAAAGCAACCCCGAGACUGCGAAGGCCUUGCAGGGCUUCGCCAAGAACCCCGAGGCCAUGCGAGGUUGGCUUCAGACGCAGGCGAUCGCUGAGCACUACAACACCAAGCUCAGCAGUGGUGAUGCGCCUGUGGCCGAUCGCGUGAAAUCCUUGGAGUCCGAUCCAGAACUGGCCAGUGUGUUUGAAGACAUCAAGAAGAACGGCAUGGAGGCCGCAAUGAAGUACUACCAGGAUGAGGAGCUGAUGCUGAAGAUCAGCCAAAAGAUGGGUGGCCUUCCCCCAGAGCUGCAGCCGGUCUUGAAGAAGAUUGAUGAGACUGCAUUGACUCUGCACGAGGCUUCCAAGAAUGGAGACCUCAAGGCCGUCCAGGAUUUCCUUGCGAAGAAGAAGCCGUUGGACUCGCAGGAUCACAAGGGGAUCACGCCACUGGGAUAUGCCAUUGGCGCCAACCGAAUAGCUGUGGUGAAGCUGCUUCUGGACAGCCGCGCCAAUCCUUAUGCCGUGGACAGCUCUGGCAAUAGUGGCUUGCACUAUGCCGCCGGCUAUGGCCGCAAGGAGCUUUUGGAAUAUCUCUUGAAGGUUGGAGCCAAUGUCUCUCAGGCCAACUCGCAGGGCCAGACCCCCAUGGCAGUCGCAACGCAGAAUCAACAAGAGGCCUGCAUCCAGAUCUUGAAGGCUCACGGAGCACAAGCCUAGGUCUAUGAGCUGCGGAGAUCUCGCUGCGUGGGUUCUGAAUCCGCGGUGGAUGCAGCGGGACGGCGGAACAUGACUCUGAGUCUCACCUUUCAAGCAGUGAGUGUGUCGAAACAAGACCAGGCAGGGACCCUUGGCCACC